AUGUCCAACCUCACCUCCUCCGCGUCCGGCGGCCCCAACGCGCCGCCUGCUGGUGCCCCGCCGCAGCCGGCCGCCGGCAACAACAAACGCAAGCGAAGCCUCCCAGGCAACCCCGACCCCGAGGCGGAGGUUGUGGCUCUUUCUCCGGCGACGCUGAUGGCGACGAACCGUUUCGUGUGCGAGAUCUGCGGGAAGGGGUUCCAGCGGGACCAGAACCUGCAGCUGCACCGGCGCGGCCACAACCUCCCCUGGAAGCUGAAGCAGCGCGGCACGGGCAGGGAGGCGCAGCGGAAGAAGGUGUACGUGUGCCCCGAGGCGUCGUGCGUGCACCACGACCCGGCCCGCGCGCUGGGCGACCUCACGGGGAUCAAGAAGCACUUCUUCCGCAAGCACGGCGAGAAGAAGUGGAAGUGCGACAAGUGCUCCAAGAAGUACGCCGUCCAGUCCGACUGGAAGGCGCACUCCAAGAUCUGCGGCACCAGGGAGUACAAGUGCGACUGCGGCACAAUCUUCUCCAGGCGGGACAGCUUCAUCACGCACCGCGCCUUCUGCGACGCGCUCACCGAGGAGAGCGCCAAGGCCAUCGGCCUCAACGCCAUGGCCGCCGCGCCGGCGCCAGCGCACCUCCACCACCCGCUGCUCUUCUCGCCGCCGCCCGCGCACGUCAUGCAGCAGCAGGACGUCGCCUUCCUCCAGGAGCACCCGCAGCACCACCAGCACCAGGAGGUCAUGCAGCCGCCGCCGCAGCAGCACUACAACUACGCCAUGAAGACGGAGAUGCCGCCGUGGCCGCCGGCGAUGGCCUACGACCACCCGCUGCUGCAGCCGCUCGCCGCGGCGCAGAGCUCGGCCACGUCCGCGCCGCCGGCGCCGCAGCCGCAGCUGCCCGCGGCCUCGGCGCACCUGUCGGCCACGGCGCUGCUGCAGAAGGCGGCGCAGAUGGGCGCCACCAUCUGCGGCGCGGGCGCGGGCUACACCCAGAUGGCGGGCCCCGCGACGAGCGCGCCCGGCAGCGGCGCCACCUUCGGCCUCGGCCUCCCGGGCCUGCAGAAUGCCCAUCAGCAGCAGCAGGAUGGCGGGGUCAUGGCCGGGCUCGCGAGGACAGCCUCCCACGGCCGCAGCGGCGAGGAAGGCGCCGACGGCAUGACCAGGGACUUCCUGGGCCUGCGCGCCUUCUCCCACCGCGACAUCCUCGGCCUCGCCGGCUUGGACUCCUCGUGCAUGGGCGCCAUCACCGCCAACGCCAGCAUGAGCUGCUACGAGCCACAGCAACAUGCACAGGUACAGGCUCAGGCUCAGACGCAGCAGCAGCAGCAGCAGCAAGCAGCAGCGAGCCAUGGCACGGCAUGGGCAACCAUAGCUAGAUCGAUCGCUUCGCUAGCUACCCCUGGCAGCAAAGCUACUUUCUUCUUGCUCUCAAGUCUCAUCAGCCGUUGCAUCUGA
Messenger RNA from Miscanthus lutarioriparius, 1443 nucleotides. NCBI's taxonomy places the organism in Eukaryota, Viridiplantae, Streptophyta, Magnoliopsida, Poales, Poaceae. The record is from the annotation of a GenBank genome assembly.